Pectinophora gossypiella (pink bollworm) is the source of this 1773-nucleotide messenger RNA. It is a transcript of the gene TPT, whose product is annotated as solute carrier family 35 member E1 homolog. The coding region runs from base 361 to 1314 and encodes 317 amino acids. Gene Ontology annotation, molecular function: antiporter activity. Gene Ontology annotation, cellular component: Golgi apparatus. The record is from RefSeq and is a predicted model, not a curated record. Lineage: Eukaryota; Metazoa; Arthropoda; Insecta; Lepidoptera; Gelechiidae. The transcript has 2 exons.
ACACCGCCGAGGUCAUCGACAUGAUGACGUGCAACGUGACGUUGACAUUGAAGUUUGACAGUUUGAAUUUGCAAUAGUUGAGCUGACAGCUGGCUGGCAGGAAACGCAGGCGAAUCAUAUAACUCCAAUAGUACAAGGACCGGCUGUAAGCAGCUGAGCUGACCAUACAACGUGAAUCAGUCUAGUCCUCAGAAACGGAACUGCAGUCAAGAUAUAUGUGUACCACACACGUUUCGUGUUGAAAAUUUAUCAACACUUUAGGCACGAAAUUUCGUAAAAAUACCAUGUAGAGCGAAAGGUAGAGGUAGAGCAUAGGUUUUGUGAAGAUGUGGAUCGCGCGGUGAAAGAAGCGAUUGCAAGAUGCGGUGCGGCUGGCCAUUGGGGCGCGUGCGGCGCGAGACGCUGACGGUGGCAGCGCUAUGCGGCGCGUGGUACGUGCUGAGCUCGGCCAGCAACGUGGUGGGCAAGCUGGCGCUGGGAGAGUUCCCGUUCCCGCUAACGGUGGCCAUGGUGCAGCUGACGGCCGCCAGCGCGCUCACGGGCCCGGCGCUGGCGCUCUGCGGCGUGCGCGCGCCCGCCCCGCGCCUGCGCCCGCUGCUGCCCCUCGCCGCCGCCAAGUUCCUCACCACCCUCUGUUCACAAGUCUCCAUAUGGAAAGUGCCCGUCUCCUAUGCCCAUACAGUGAAAGCGACGACACCACUGUGGACGGCGGGGCUGGCGUUCGUGCUGUGGGGCGAGCGCGUGCCUCCACGGGUGGGCGCAGCGCUGGUGCUGAUAGCGGCGGGCGUGGGCGUGGCGUCCGCCACCGAGCUGCACUUCCACGCGCUGGGGCUGGGCGCCGCGCUGGCGGCCGCCGCGCUGCUGUCGCUGCAGCACCUGUACUCCAAGCGCGUGCUGCGCGACACGGGCGUGCACCACCUGCGGCUGCUGCAGGCGCUGUCGGCGCUCGCGGCCGCGCUGUUCGCGCCGCUGUGGGCGUGGCAGGACGGCGCCGCGCUGCUGGGCGGGGCGGGGCUGGGGGACCGCUGGCGCUACGCGGCGGCGCUGCUGGCGGCCGACGGCGUGCUGGCGUGGCUGCAGGCCGUGGCCGCCUUCAGCGUGCUGUCGCGCGUCACGCCGCUGGCGUACGGCGUGGCCAGCGCGGCCAAGCGCGCGGCCGUGGUGGCCGCGUCGCUGCUGGUGCUGCGCAACCCGGCGCCGCCGCUCAACGUGGCCGGCAUGGCGCUGGCCGCGGCCGGCGUGCUGGUGUACAACCGCGCCAAGGCGGGCCCGCAGCGGCGGGACGCGGCCCGGCGCCCGCUGCUGCCCGUGUGAGCCGCCCCACCCUACGACUUAUUGAAACGACGACGCCUAUCUGUUGAAGCGCGAUGUGACGAUUUACAAGAAAUUCGAUGCUUUAAAUCUCAUGUUUUGUACGAUAUUACAAGACCCCGGUAUGAAUAAGUGUUACAAGUGAUUAGUUAAUUAAUAGGAAUUGAUGAAUUAGGAAUUACUUAUUUUUUAUAUGUGACUUAUUUAAAAUGUUAAGCGCGUCAUUAAAGUGAUCUAUUCUAUUCCGUUACGUUACGGUAUUACAAGGUUAGUUUCAAAAAUAGAUCUGGACUUUGUGACUGCAAACUAAAUAAUCAGACAAAUCUAAAAUACAAUAUAUUUUUAUAAGUUUCGAGCCAACUUUACAUAAUUAUAUUAAAUAUAUUAAAAUAAAAGGCAGUCAAUAUUAGGCCAAAAAAAUUGGUUCAAGACUUAUAAUCAUAACUAGUUUUUUUUUUAUGU